GCCGCGCCGUCGAACACAAUCGCGAGGCCUCCUUCCACACAGUUCCACGGGAGCAUGUCGCUUCGGAUUCAUCUCGCGUAGCCGCCGCGCUCCUCCACGCUCUACUGUUCGCACAGAAACACGCUCCGUCCGGAUUGGAGUGAUUAUUUCAUCUACCGUUGGUCCUUCUUCGGUGCGCGUGCUGUUUUGUUUCCGAAAAUUCUGGGAGUUCGUCUGAAUCCCCAAUGGCCCAAGUGGAUUCCGGCCCUGCCUCCAUCUCCCUCGAUCCACAGGUAAAAGAGAAUGAGGAACAUUACAUGGGUUUGUUGGUGAAAGUGUCACUUCUGCUGGUCAGCAAGGAUUUCCCACUUGAGGUCCAGUGCCAUGGAGCUAAAAUGAUAAAGCAUCUCCUAGAAAUCAGGUGCGAGGACCUUAGCAGAGCUGAUCUUCUAAAUUUGAACCUAGCGCUGGUUAAGUCCCCCAAUGAAGAUCAUACAUUGAGAACAGCUGAUCCUGGGGAACAGACCAAGCAUGCAAGUAGUUUACUUCUGCUUUCUGUAAACAACAGCUCGAGAAGUUCAGCUGCGGAGGAAACAGUCGAUGGUCAUGCGCCCAUCACUUAUUUCGGAUCGCGUACAAAGUCGGAGUAUACGAGAUUGAUCUACAUCUCAGAAUCUGAUAAAAGUAAUCUCAGCAGCAGCAGCAGCACCACCUCUGGUACCAGAUCCGAUGGCACAAGAUCUGAGACUGGUAGCUGGUGGAAUAGUGAAAGCAGCAAGAGCAGUAAUCUGUCUUGUAUGAGAUCCUUUGUAUUGCCUUUCGAUGACCAAGUGGACUAUGAUGAGAGUGAAUUAGAAGUUCAGAGGCUCAUGUCAAUCGACAUGUUUGAGAACGAUGAAGUCGAUGGUGAUCCUGAGGAUCAAGUUGUUCCUAAGGAUCAUGAUGAUUUUGGUAAUAGGAUUACCAUCUCGAAAAAGGUUGCUGAUAUUGUUCACCCACGAAUGUUGGGUUUGGAUGGAAAAGCUUAUAGUCAUCAAGUUAAGGCCUGUCUACUCUUUGCAGAGCAUAACAUACUGUGGGAAGCUUUUGUUAUAAUAUCCCGUUUGAGGGACACCAUGUACAAAGGCAUACUUCCUUGGUUGCUUAAUCCUCUCAACGUAAUAUGGACCCAACCAGAUUGGGAGAGUACAUUUCUCUCUGAUGGAUUUGGGCUAUCAUGUCUGUUUUCUGAUGGUAGUUUCUUGAAGAUGGUUUACAAUGUUGUAAAGUUCUAUGAGGAUGAGCUCAAAAGAAGCAUAGAAGAAGACUUCACUGAGAAGCAAUCUUAUGAUACUUCCUCUGUAUCCCUUCACUUGUUCCUUCCUUUGUUACUGCAGUUACUUCGAUGCAUACACGCUCUCUGGAAAGCUCAAAUUGCUUGCAAUCUGUCUGAAGAACUUGAAAAGGCUAAAGCUCUGAAUUGUGAGGAAGAUUCCCAACAGAACAAUGCAAGAAAAUUGUUAGAUGAAAUCAGAGAGUGCGGGUACAGAAUCAUAGGUCUAUGUAUGUCUCUUAAUGGAGCAUUUGAUGAGCUCUUGGACUGUUCAUAUUUAACUGUUACUUUUAUUGAUUUUGAUUCGAUGGAGUUUAGGCAUCUGAGCAAGCUUAUCCAUCUUGUUCUCCUUCCAUUGGUCAAAAGCUGCCCUCGCAAAUUCUGGAAGGAAUGGAUGUUGAAUCUCCUUGGACCCAUACUUGAGCACUGUGAGGAUGUACUGUAUUAUGCUUGGUUCAGUCUUUUGCACGAAGGUCGAGCUAAAGUUUCUUAUUACUUUGGCAAACUUCCUGGAUCAGCAGAAAGUAUCCAGGAGUUGGAACACACUAUCUUACUUCAGUUCACACGUGAUGUUUCUCAAAUUUUUGGAAGUUCAUCUUCCCCUGAGUUAAACAGUGGUCUCUCACGCAAAUAUUUUGAAGAUGUCAGUAAUGAAAAGAUGACUUCUUUCCAAGAUUUGGAAUCAUUAGCAUCAUAUUCUCUUAUUGGGUAUCUUUUAAUUAAUGGUUGCUUUGGGAGAUUAAGGAUGAGUCUUUUUGGGUAUUGGGUGGAUGAUGAAGCAGCCACAAAAGCUAUUCCCUUUUGCCGCACUUUGGUUCAGCUUGCAGGCGUUAGUAAAGAUGAAGGACUUAGGCUGUUUGUUUCAGAUGAACUGCUUCCAUCUGUCAUCAAACGCCUAGAUGAUCAGCUACCAUGUGCAAUCAGACACCUAAGUUGCAAGUUAAACGUAACUAGAAGUGAUAAUGUUAACCGGGAUCUUACCAUCCUUUCUCAAGAACUGUACAACUAUUUGUCCAGCAAUUUUUGUUCACGAAGUCAGAAUCUCGUCGCUGAAUACAAGGACAGAGAAAAUGCUGCAGAUGACUUCACGUGUUGGUUGGCAAAGCUAAAGGAAGAUUUUUAUUUGAAGGCAUGCUGUGCUGCUCCUGAGGAAUUUAUAGGGAUGGAAGUAGAAUGGAAUUGGGAGUUUGAAGAUGAAUUUAGAAGAUAUCUUCCCGUUUAUAUUGAUAUGUUGAAAGAAGUUGAUGCAAUGGACAACACGUUAGAGCUUGAUUAUUUGGACAACGGAUUUCUCCUACAGAAAUUGAGGCCUGAAUUUAAACUGAAGUAUGCCAUUAACGAUAUGGAGCACCCUCAUUUAAGGACCAUCUCUGAUAUGCGAAGACGAAAGUUUAAUUCGAUGAUUCAAGUUAUAAAUCACAAAACAAUGUUUGAGAUUCUUAGCAAACUCAUUGAUCUCACUCCGUACAUUAAGGGUUCUAACUAUCCUUAUAGUGUGAUUGAUCAUCUUGAACAAAAUCCUGAGGCACUACCCAGUACUUUUGAUGCUUACGAUGUGGAAGAGUCAGUUCAUUUCCUCAUUGAUUCUGUGCUGCAUAUCUGGGAGCCUCAGUUUCAUCCUCUGAUCCGUGAAGGACACAAAGAUUUACUUCUAUGGAUAAUUGGCCAGUUAACCAAGGCGAAAGAAUUUGAAGAUUUUAAGCCACUAGCACCAGAAGUGGAAGACUUCCUACCACAUUUGAGACCUUAUGCAAUGUUCUAUAUUUUGACGAAGCUGAAAACAUCUCUGUAUACUACUGCUGAAGUGCAAUUACACAUGCACGAAGAAUAUGAUGACUAUUUGGCCUCUGGUAAACUGGAUGACUAUAUCUACGAGUCCAUGCGUUUAGAGGGUAAUUUUUAUGAAAAAGACCUUGACAGUUGGGCAGUGCCACAUCAGUUCUCAGAUUUGGACCAUGGUCUUAUUAAAUUAUCUCUCAAGCGAAGAGCUGCAAUUGUGCAAAUAGAUCGUCAAGUUCGCGCAUAUUUGAAUUGUCUAAGAUGUCUCAUGGAAGAUGAUUUGCGUAAAGAUCGUCUCACAAAUUUGAUGAGUGAGCUUGAAGCGGCUGGUUUUUUUGACAUUGACAAUUGCCGUAUCAAUUGGGAGAAGAAGCAUUUCACAGAGCUUGUUGAUAAAGUCAGUAUUGAAGUUUUCGCAGAGCAUUCUCUUCCCAGACAUUACGUUAUUCGGGGGAUCAUUGAUUAUAGAACAAUAACACUGUGGAGGGAUCGGACUCAGCGAUCCUUUGAACAGGUUGUUGGUGAAGCAUGUGAAAGAUUGACUGCAUAUCUUCCUCAGUUUUGGAGAGAUACACGGCACUAUACGCAUAACUUCUAUGAAAUUGUUCGAGAACCCCUAGAAAAGCUCUUCGUGUAGGGUGACUGGGUGAGGGUCAUUGCCUCGUUGCUGCACCAAAUCUGGAGCACAUAUUAUUGUUUGACCAACCAACACCUACGAUCUUUGGUGCUGUCAGUACAGUAAGCAGGCGGAGCUUUCUAAUCCUCUAUGCAUGAUCAUAAUUGUAAUAUCUUUGUUUGAGAGGGAUGACUUGUAGGAUAUGAACUGCUUAUACUGACUGCAGCAUCAGCAAUGACUAUAAAACAUUUUCUGUAAGUCUCAGGCUAACUGUUUUAGUUUACAGAGGAGCACUGCAUCUGAGUGUUUUAAUAUCUGAGAUACACAACUCUUUUCACGAGGUUUAUGUAGUUCAACUAUGUGGAUGUGCUCUCCUCUUGCUGUGGUUGGUGGAGAAUCUUUGUAGCAUAUGUGUGCUCUGUGAAUGCUUGUUGCUGGUGUUGAGAAUGGAAAACUCAAGAAGUUUGUAUA
Setaria italica (foxtail millet) is the source of this 4157-nucleotide messenger RNA. RefSeq lists its product as uncharacterized. The record is from RefSeq and is a predicted model, not a curated record. Bases 225 to 3707 code for a protein of 1160 amino acids. Lineage: Eukaryota; Viridiplantae; Streptophyta; Magnoliopsida; Poales; Poaceae. Gene Ontology annotation, biological process: protein export from nucleus; ribosomal large subunit export from nucleus; ribosomal small subunit export from nucleus. Gene Ontology annotation, cellular component: nucleus; cytoplasm. The transcript is spliced from 28 exons. Gene Ontology annotation, molecular function: nuclear export signal receptor activity.